AUGUCUUCCGCCGAAGGCGACCCUGGGCCGCCAGUCAAAUACGCGCACGCAGCACCCAAAGGAGAAGAGCUGGAGCAAUGGAAAACUUCGAUACUCGCCAUGAUCGACAAGCGGGUUGAUCUAUACCCACGGAUCCGGCAUCCCAUACGCACUUCAUUCGAUCGCCUUCUCAGAGCCCUGGCUGCUUUCUUUCGCAAGAUCCCCGCAACCUUGUACGGACUUCUCUUCGUGGAAAGAGCUGGGCGGAUAGCCGGAGCCACCAGUGGUGCCCAAGAUCAACAGCUUAGUGACCCUGUGCAGCGAGUUGUUGUAGCUGCUGAGUGGGUCGGUCAUAUCCCCGAGCUCGUUGAGAACAUCCUACGUUUUGCGGAUCCUGCCACUCAGAUUCGUUCGGCAUGGAACACUUCUUUCGCCUGGAGGCAAACCGCUGCUGGUGUCAUUGCCAGAUCCCAAGGCCCAGAUUCAUUUCAGGGCACUCGUCCCUACGGUGCCGUAGAAGAGUGGCAAGCCAGGCCUACUGAGUUUGCCCUCGCUGGUCGGAAUCCAACCAUUGAAGAGAUGCAAAACCUUCAACGCGAUGUUGCCUUAUCUCUCGCAACUAUACGGCGACGUCCGGGUACAGGCGCCCUUAACAAAGGAAUCCGUGUGCCCAUAUUUCCAACCCGAAUAACAUGCUCAACCCUACUUCCCCGCUCUACGGUCGAUUCAUACAACGAACUAAGAGCCUGCUCCAUGCUUCGUAACCACACUUGUGCUGCCGGCGUACAAGGCUGGCAUGAAUUCACUCAGCUGAGAAUCAACCCUUAUCUUUCAGCUGUGUUUCAAGGCAUCGUGUUGACCGAUAGAGGUACACUGGAAAUCAAGCUCAGGCCGCAAAGUCAUGUGGAUAAUUUGUUGUUUCCGUGCGCGAAGCCUCCGGCUCUACGAGACGUAGUUUGGUCAAUGCAGCUAUCACAGCCCCCGUGUAAGGUAGUGGAUGUGUCCGUCCAAGUGCCGUACUGGUGUUUCGAUGGAUGGAAGACUUACCCCAGCGGAGAUCCGGUUGAUUGUAGUCACGAGGCUACAUAUGACGGCGUCCAACAAAUUGAGAAAAUAUCCAACAACGACGGUGUCACAUGCGGUCAGAUCAUUGAGGUACUCGAGAGUCGUACGAUCGCUUGCUUGCUUCAUUGGCAAGCUUGCGCUGCCAAGUUGCGAACAGAAGUCGAGACUAUGGAGGAGUUCACGGAUUUGUGGUGUCUAUCGGGAGCGCCUAAGUUCGUGCUUCGACUAGGACAGGAUACAACAAACGGUAGCGAAUCCUGGAAGCAAGCGGACAGACAUCGCCCGCUGGUAGCUUCUUCAGUCAUCGAGCGUCAGCUUGAAUGGCUGCCAAUGGAUUUGGUCCGGGUCGAGGAGUACACAGAGAUUCGCGACGGAAAGAUUUAUCACUACCCCGCCGAUCUUGAGCACUGA
Molecule: messenger RNA, 1455 nt
Organism: Alternaria hordeiaustralica
Lineage: Eukaryota; Fungi; Ascomycota; Dothideomycetes; Pleosporales; Pleosporaceae
Exons: 1
Coding region: 1-1455 (484 amino acids)
Source: RefSeq, a predicted model, not a curated record